Messenger RNA from Dermacentor andersoni, 2937 nucleotides. RefSeq names its product protein AAR2 homolog. Gene Ontology annotation, biological process: spliceosomal tri-snRNP complex assembly. The record is from RefSeq and is a predicted model, not a curated record. NCBI's taxonomy places the organism in Eukaryota, Metazoa, Arthropoda, Arachnida, Ixodida, Ixodidae.
GCUCGCGUUUCAAUAGCGUGCCGGCGAUACGCGUGCAGAAGAUUUGUGAGGAAGAAAGGCAAAUUUGCUGAUAUAUUGCAAAAAAUUGCGCGAAAGACAAAAGAAUGGCAGAUGCAAACGAAGCUGCCAGCAACAUACAGGUGGACCCGGUCGUGGUGGACCGGCUGCUGCUACAGGGUGCCACCCUGGUGUUUCUGGACGUGCCGCCCGGCACCGAGUUUGGCCUGGACAUGUCCACAAACGUGGUCGGGGACAAGUUUCGUGGCGUCAAGCUGAUCCCUGCAGGCUUGCACUUUGUGCACUACAGUGCUGUGAGCAAGACUGGCACAGCAGCACCCCGCACUGGCUUCUUCCACUACUUUGAGAAAGGCGAGAUGCUUGUCAAGAAGUGGGACAAAGCCACCGAGGAUAUAUCAUCGGAGCCAGUGGAAAGGGAGGAGGUGGAACGCCUGCGCUUAAACUUGAGGGGUGACCUGGAUCAGUACCUGGCUGUGUUUGCGUACACCGAGUGGCGUCGCUGGAUAUCCCUGACGAAGCACGUCACCCGGGAGGUGCUGGAGCGGCUGCAGCCAGAGAGGAGCGUCAUCUACUCGGCCACACCGUUUGAGCCGCUCAACUUCUGCUCACGGCGAGGUGGUGACCUGGCCUCCAUCGACUCGAGGGGGGACUGUGGCGAGGACAUCAGGCUCUCAGAGAGGGCCAAGGAACUCCUGGAGCUGAAGGAAGUGCCUGAGUGCAGGAUACGCUACACGGAGAUACCAAAGAAGAGGCACCCGAGCGAUGCGACACCGGCAGAGAUCACCAAACAUGGUAUGGACUCGAGCUAUGUCCUGGAGCAGCUGCUAGCUUCCUGGCCACACAAGGAGGACCUGCUCGGUGAACUGCAGUUUGUGUUCGUCUGCUUUCUGGUGGGGCACGUGUAUCCGUGCUUUGAGCAGUGGCAGAAACUGGUGCGCAUCUUCUGCACCAGCUGCGAGGCCAUCGACCGGCACCCCGAUCUCUUCAGUGACCUGGUCUCCGUGCUGCACUUCCAGCUGCGCGAGGUUCCUUGUGACUUUUUUGUCGACAUCGUGUCCAGGAAGAACUUUCUGACAGAGGCCCUGGCCGCACUCUUUCAAAACAUCGCCGAGUCGAGUCUGCCCGAUGAUUCCCCGACCACUUUGAAGAUGAAGGCCAACCGCUUCAAGAUAAGCCUCACCAAGUUGAUGGGCUGGAGCUUUGAGGAAGAGGUGCCCGAGGAAGAGCGUCCCGUUGUGGUGGAAUUGGCUGAUGGUAACUGAGAUGUGUUGCUGUGACUGCAGCAGGGGUGAGGGGGGUGGGCAAUUUCGGGAAGCUUCAGAAUGAAUGGACUUUAAAACAUGCCAAUUCUGGAAAAGAAAAGCUAUCAACAGUCUGUGUUCUGUGUUACUUUCUUGUAAUGCUGGCCUCACUGCCCAUUAGUGUCAUGGUGGUGAUGCAGAAAUGACGGACCACCUCGUGGGACAAGUGUCCUGCGUCAUUUUUACGCUACCACUACGACAAUACUUUAUGAACUAAACGAGUGCCUAUCAGUAACGUGUAACUGCUCCUUAGAAAAUGGAGUGCUAUGUAAUCACUACCAAAAUUGACUCGAAUGGGCAGUCCAAUGUUACCAAAUAUGAAUGCUUUAAGCCUUUUUGCAACUAUGCGACAAACAUUUGCGACCUAAGUACACUGCAAGUCAUCUUGUCUCUAUUUCGUGUGCUGGACACUCUGGCUAAAACUUUUUAAGGUGCUACCUGGCAGAAGUAGCCUUAAAUUUUUCUACACUGGUAGCACAUUUUUAGUGUGUAGAUGUGAAACUCUUUGGUGGCGAUUCACUUGAUUGAGGCCAUUACGAGUGAGUUUAAUCAUUGGCUGUAUGUGUCUGGUACGUGAUAGAGAUGACAUGCUUUUAUGCAAAACAGGGGUUUCCUGACAGGAAACCUCUCUUAUAGCAUAUCAGAAAUACAAUUUGGACACUGAGGCAUUCUCGAAAAAAAGUAUUACAUUCUGAUAACUGCAUAAGAAAUACUUUCUCAAAAAUGUGUUAUGAAGGAUGCGGGCUAUUGAAUGCAAAUUGGAAGUAUUGUUACUUUUAAAAUAAUUACUGUGCAGAACAAGUGUCAAAAUUGUGUCGUGGUGAUUGUGUAGCUGUCUUUUCAUUGAUUCUGUUGUAAAUACGAAAUUCAGAGUUGGGCAGUCACCAUUCUUACAGGCUGCUGAUGCAUUUGUGUGUUGUCAGACAUUGAAUGUGAAAGUUCGAGAGCUCAUUUACAACUGUGUUCCCAUUAUUUUACUUUUUCACCUUGCCAAAAAAAAAAGAGUUUUACUACACAGUAAAGCAUUGUGUGGAAUUUUCACCUUAAUCUGUUGUAGUGGUAGUACACAAAUAAGUGCCUUCCAUCUAUCUGCGAAUGUGUGCUACCAGAAGAGCUAUUUUUCUCUCUAACUCUUAUGUGCAGUUUGAAGAAGCAACUUUCUUAUUACUGGUGUGCUAUGCGAAAUUUUUUAAUGGUGGGACCAUGUACAAAGUAGAAAUAUUUAUGCAGUGUACAUUGAUUGCAUGUGUUUAAUUGAGAAGUGUAUAUAAGUUGAUUUUGUAUUAUGUUGACAUCUCAUCUGCAGUGAUCAUUGAGUAUAUUGAAAAGGGAUUUCUCAGUUAUUGCUAGUCAACGCUUUUGUCAACUUUGUGUUGUGUGCAGUUCAGUGGUUUGUCUGCGUUGUUGCAGUCUUAUUUCACAAUAGAGUUGCUGUGAUAGUUGCUUCCACGUUGCGGGCAUAAGCCCAAGUGUAGGUACACAUGACCCACCAGUGUACAUCGGCAGGCCAGUGAACGUUAGGCCAGGAUUUCUAAAAUAUUGGUCUAAUGCUGACCAUAUGUGUACACUCAGUGUUUCCACCAUCUUAAUGCAAUAAAGCAUGUUUGUUCACUUCUAA